AGCUAAAAAGAUGGUUCUUACUAGGAAAAAAUGUAAAGAUCUUGGAAUAGAACUAUCCACUGACUUUGACUCUUUACAAACCAAAGGAAUGCAGACCAAGAUAACGCAUUUCUAUAAUAUAAAAGAGACAACAAAGGAAGUAAGACAAAGGAAGGAGGUGGAAACUACAGCGACUAAAAAUUAUGAUAUUAAUGACUGGCUGUUAAAUAAUUCCUUGGCAUGGUUACUUAAUGCCGAGGAUUCCACAGGACCCAACCUGGCCCAGGAAUUAAUAACAGCUGCGGAGGAAAAUUCCUCCCUCAAUGACUCAGCUACACAGGGAAGGGCAGCUAAUAUCUCAGCUGUAAGUGUUUCCAGUUCAAUGCCCCCUCUUGAAUCCUCAUCUAUCUAUGGAGAACUCAAGACUAAUUCCUUAGAAUUUUGUCAUUCCCAGAAAGAGACAGAACAUCCGGUUGUGAACAACCAACAAGGCUCUGUGGUGGAUGAAAACUGGUCCCAAAUGGUGUCUCAAUCUUUGAUUCAAAUUUCCAAAUUUGUAGCUGAGUCGAAUUCUCUGCUUUCUAUUCUAAUGGAUGUUAUCUCCAAGCAAGAAUAUCAUCAUAAAGAACCAAUAGUAAACUUACCUACAACCUCACAAGCCACGCAGACCACACAACUGAAAUCCCUUUCUGACAUAUCAUCUAAAAAAUCGAAAUCGCAGGAACAUAAACACCAUAAGAAGAGCAAAAACAUUAAAUCCUGCAAAAUUCGUCAUAAAUCUCAUAUGAGAUUUGAUAAACUUUUUAAAUUACUGGAUACUCCUAUUGCUCCUAACAAGAGGAAAAAGAGGAGAAAAAGGAAGUCUAAGAAAACAAAGCUGGAAAAGAGGGCAAAUACAUCUACAUCGAUUCAAAUGGAACAAAAUAAUAUUGUUGCUGAUCAAGAACCUCUUAGAUUGGAAUCUAAUACCUUAAUUACUUUACCCAUCUCUCCUAAUGUGAAACCUCCUUUGCAACAAAAAAAGGUGACUCUGGAAGAUCCUGAAUUGCCUAAGAUCCCCAAAAUUAAAUCGUGGGAAUUAGUCCUAAAUAAGGCAAAACUAGCUAUAAUAAACUAUCCUAAACCGAAAGGAGCAUUGACUCAAUUUCAACGAAGACAGCACUUUCAUUCUAUAAUGGAACAUAUCUUACCUGGAAUAGACUGGUGUAUAGAAGUUGCCUCAAUAGAAUACCUUUUCUAUAACUAUGUAGAUGCCAGAGCCAUACUUUCAUUCCAUGAUAAAAAAAUAGCUGGCCUCUUAUAUGAAAAUAGAAAUCUACUUCUUUUGCAGAACUUAAAGUGUCUCAGGGUCUUUGAAAAUAUAGCCCCGUUACAAAGCCUAUUAUCUUUGAAUUUAAAUGGACUUAAAUCCCGAUCUUUAAAAUCAAACGGGGAGGCAAGUGACCAGGCUCCAUUGCUGGCAUCCCUUGAAGAAUUGCCCACAAAUAUUAUUGAGAAACGAAGAAAAACUUUUGGAUCAUUUACUUGGAGAUCACCAGCAAUUAAUCACAGAGAAAGUUGCAAAAUUUUGCACAGCCGCUAUUCUCUGCAGGAGAAAUCGGGUGGCAAGGUGUGUGUGCUGGAAUCUAUGGAGGCCUGGAAGAAAUUGGUGUCUGGGUCCUUGACACAGUUUCUUUGACAUCACUGUUUCCCAAAAGAUAAAGUUUUACUUUUUGUGUGUAAACAUUCUGUAAGGAAGGAAGGACUGCGAUAUUUGGCAUGUUUGUGCCUGUGGCAUCUUUGACUUGAACGGAAUCCUGUGGGCACAUGCCUGUUUAGAAUAACUCAACAGCUACUUGUAAUUUUGACUUUGAUGAGGUCUUUAGCCUAAAUCUAAUUGCACAAUAUCUUCCUUGUAUGUCAGAGCUAAACUGUCCUAUUUAUCUAAGUGACAGAGUGCAAUCUUAAACAUGUCUACUCAGAAGUAAGCCACAUUGAGUCCAGUAGAAUUUACUCCCAGGUAAAUGUCUCCAGAAUGUCAGGGGUAAUUUAGAUAUCACUAUUACUAAUUUCUUCAUGUAGAUGUUUGGGUACAUCUACAUCUUAUAUAUCUGGUAGUGGAGGACAUCUCAUGUUUAUGCCAAAGGGGAGGAAAAGCCUUUUUAUUCAGGAUAUGUGAUUCACAAUGCUGUUUAGGCCAAAGUACCACAGUUUAAACCAAACUGAAUGAAAGGAGCCCAUGAAGCCAUCUAUUGGAUUAUUGUUUAUUUGCAUAGUGUCAGAUGUACACUUGGCAUUUUAUAAAAUAAAAAGUAGAAUUUUAGCUUCUCAUAUCUUGAAGGAAUAGAAUUAUUUGCUGUCUGCCCUUGCCCCAGGCUGACCUCUGUUCUCCGUCUGUUACUAGUGUUAUGUCUCGUAAAAUGUCUCCCCAUUGAAUUUUACCAGUAAACAAAUUGUCCAAUUAUGAAUGUUUCA
Molecule: messenger RNA, 2433 nt
Organism: Rhineura floridana
Lineage: Eukaryota; Metazoa; Chordata; Lepidosauria; Squamata; Rhineuridae
Exons: 3
Coding region: 11-1657 (548 amino acids)
Source: RefSeq, a predicted model, not a curated record